AUGGGCGGGGUCGAUAAAGCAGACCAGUAUACAGGUACACACUGUUUCAUGCAAAAGUCCCAAAAAUGGUGGCGAAAAUUAUUUUUUUGGGGCUUGGAAAUCUCAAGCAUAAAUUCGUAUCUAUUAUAUAAAGAAAAUCAGAAGAAACACAAUACAAACAAAAGUUACGCAUUUGCAAUUUGUACAUCGCUUGGUGGAUCAAUUAGUUGGAGAUUUUCGUGACACUGAUCCCAAGAAUGCUUCAACUUCUGGAACAGGAGAAAGGCUGAACGACCUUUUACAUAUUAUUCGGCGGGAUGAUACAGGAAGGAGUAAAGACUAUGUGGUAUGUUCCAAUCGGAAAAUCAAAAGUGGAAGAAGAAAAUCGAGAUAUUAUUGUGCUACUUGUUCGGCUUGCACAUAGAUAACUGUUUCGAACGAUACCACACCGUGCACGAACAUAAAACGAGUCACAUAAACAUACCAUAACCAAAUAUGUUUUUGCUGGAUUCUGUCAAAAAAUUUUGUUGUACUUAAAUAAAGCUUUAG
Molecule: messenger RNA, 528 nt
Organism: Heterotrigona itama
Lineage: Eukaryota; Metazoa; Arthropoda; Insecta; Hymenoptera; Apidae
Source: the annotation of a GenBank genome assembly